AUGGCUGCCCCAGGGCUCAGCCACUCCUGGCCGGCCUUCCCGAAGCUGUGGCUGAAGCGGCGGGCCUUCAAGAGAGGCUCUGAGUCCAAGCCAUGUGUCCAGUCUUUUGACACUGGGGCUGCAGACUUGACCACCAGCAGCAGCCGUGGAUCCUGGAGGCCUGGGCACCUGGACUUCUUCUCCACCAUGGGGGACAAGCAGGAGGACGCCGUUCCUGGGCCGCUCAGGGACGGCACAGAGGACCUCAGCCUGGACUGGGGGGCCCUUCAGGGCAGCCAGUAUCUCCAGGACCUGGGCCUCGAGGCCCCUGCCCACGGCCAGACGGGAGUGGCCAGGGCCAGGGACCCGCCCAGCGGAGCAGCAGGAAGCGGGUCAGCCCCCUCCGGUUCCGCGGGCCCCCGGGGCCGGCCGCGGAGGUGCAGCUGGGCAAGGCCCCGCAGCUGCUCGGACAGCUGGCAGAGGUGCAGCCUCGACGCCUCGGCGGUGAGUGAGGGGCCAUGUCUCCCACGGACGCUGGCUACCCUUGCUCUGAACCUUCCUGGGGAGAGUCCGCAGGCCUGGACCAAGGAGCAUCUCUCUGGGGGCGGGACCCCAGCAGAGCACCCAGGCCAGAAAGGUGCCGGCCUGGAGGAGAGGGUGAGGUCGCAGUCAGUGCCCGUGACCUUGGAUGAGAUCAGCGCCCUGGAACGCUCUCGGGCUUCGGAGGUGCCCGCUCGAGCCGCCCAAGGCCUGGAGCCGCCGGGGCCGGAGCGUGUGGAGAAGGACCGCGUGGAGCCAGAUCACCUGCUGAUGGUGCAGCAGGUGCUGCAAGAACUCCGCCAGUACCACGGGGCUCAGCAGAGGGCUCACCUGUCCGUCAGCCCCAGAGAAGCCCCCUCCAACCUCACCUGGUUUGAGUUCCUGUCCGAGAGCGAGGACGGAGCCAUCAGCAUCGAGCGGAGUGACAGGGGCACCACCAGGGUGAAGGGCAGACUCAGCUCCCUGCGCAGUCGAGUCACCAGGCACAAGGACAAGGGGAGAAGCCAGGGCCCUCUGAAGGACAAGGAUCAGGAUGCGCGAGAGAGAAGGGAGCGUGUCGACGGCCACCAGCUGUCCCGAGGAGCCUCCUCUGGCCACUCCGCCUGCCCCCCGUGCAGCCCUCCCGCGCUCAGCCCCGCGUCCGUGAAGGAGCCCCCGAGGCCCACCCCCCUGUCCGACGGCAGCCUGGCCCUCUCCAGGAAUGCCGGCAUGACGGUCUCGCAGAAGGGGGGCCCACAGCCAGCACCCAGCCAAGCGGGAGCAGGGGCGAGGCUCGGACCAGUCAUAGGAGAGAUGGAUGAAGCCGACUCUGUAUUUUUGAAAUUUAAGCAGACAGCUGACGACUCCCUUUCACUUACAUCCUCGAACGCCGAGUCCAUUUUUGUAGAAGACUCCUACCUGGCCUCACUGCGGAGUGAGAUCGAAUCAGACGCCCAUGAGUUCGAGGCCGAGUCCUGGAGCCUGUCUGUGGACCCGGCGUACGCAAAGGAACAAAAGAAGGAGGUGGUGAAGAGACAGGAUGUGAUUUAUGAGCUGAUACAGACGGAGGUGCACCACGUGCGGACGCUCAAGAUCAUGCUCAAGGUCUACUCCAGGGCCCUGCAGGAGGAGCUGCAGUUCAGCAGCAAGGCCAUCGGCCGCCUCUUCUCGUGUGCAGACGACCUGCUCGAGGUGCAUGGCCACUUCCUCUCUCGACUGAAGGAACGCCGCCAGGAGUCCCUGGAAGAGGGCAGCGACCGGAAUUACAUCAUCCAGGAAAUCGGGGACCUCCUGGUCCAGCAGUUUUCAGGUGAAAAUGGAGAGAGGAUGAAAAAGAAAUAUGGUGUCUUCUGUAGUGGACACAACGAAGCGGUCAGUCAUUACAAGUUGCUGCUGCAGCAAAAUAAGAAGUUUCAAAACUUGAUCAAGAAACUCGGCAGCUCCUCCAUCGUGAGGCGCCUGGGCAUACAGGAAUGCAUUCUUCUGGUCACUCAGCGCAUAACCAAGUACCCCGUGCUGGUGGAGCGCAUCAUCCAGAACACGGAAGCUGGCUCCAAGGACCACGAAGACCUGACCCAGGCCCUGAACCUCAUCAGAGACAUUAUCUCCCAAGUGGACACCCAGGUCAGCGAGUGCGAGAAAGGCCAGCGCCUCAGAGAGAUCGCAGGGAGGAUGGACCUGAAGUCCUCCAGCAAGCUCAAGAACGGGCUGCCCUUCCGCAAGGAGGACAUGCUGCAGCGGCAGCUGCACCUGGAGGGCCCGCUGGCCUGGAAGACCGCGGCGGGGCGCCUGAAAGAUGUCCUUGCCGUCCUGUUGACCGAUGUGCUGUUGCUGCUGCAAGAAAAGGACCAGAAGUACGUCUUUGCUUCUGUGGACUCGAAGCGCCCCGUCAUCUCGCUACAAAAGCUCAUUGUGAGGGAAGUAGCCAACGAGGAAAAGGCCAUGUUCCUGAUCAGCGCCUCCCUGCAAGGGCCUGAGAUGUAUGAGAUUUACACCAGCUCCAAGGAGGAGAGAAACGCCUGGAUGGCGCACAUCCGAAGGGCCGUGGAGAGCUGCCCGGUGGAGGAGGAAGGGCCCUUCAUCGAGACUGAAGAGGAGAGGAAGGUGGUGGAGGCCCGCGCCCUGAGGCUGAGGGACUUCCAAGAACGACUGAGACUGAAGGACCAGCAGAUUGCACAGAGCCUGCGAGAGAAGCAACAGAUCUUCCUGGAGAUGGCCGAGAUGAGCGGACUGGAUGACCAGGCUCAGCCUCGCCUCCUCUUCCGGGGAGGGGACCUCCCCGAGAACCUGCAGGGCGAGGUGAUCCUCAAGUCCGCCAUGACCGAGAUUGAGGACAUCCAGAGCCUCAUCUGCCGGCGGCUGGGCGGCUCCCGUGGCCUGGCAGAAGAUGGGGGUGCCUCUGCGGGCCUGCACCAGAGGGCAGAGGCCUUUGGAGGCUCCGACCGCACCAGUGACCCUGGCAAGAGUGACAGUUUCAGGAAGAAGGUGUGUGGCAGCGACCUCAGCCCAGGAGACUGGCAAGACCCUGUAAGCAGUCCAGACGUGAAGCUUGGCGACCCCCCUGGCGCCUCCGAGGAAGCACCGUGGACGGUGGAGGCACCGGGCACGGAGUCUGGCCCCCGUCUGCCCGUUGUCCUGGAGCUGGAGCUUGUCCAGCGAAUCCAGACGCUGUCCCAGCUGCUCCUGAGCCUCCAGGCGGCCAUCACCCAGCAGGACAGCUACGUGGAGACGCAGAGGGCCUCCAUCCAGGAGCGCGAGAAGCAGUUCCGGCUGCAGUCGACGCGUGGGAACCUGCUGCUGCUGGAGCAGGAGCGGCAGCGCGACUUCGAGAAGCAGCGCGAGGAGCUGGCGGGCGAGCGCGCCGAGCUGGAGCGGCAGCGCCGGGCCUACCAGCACGACCUGGAGCGGCUCCGGGAGGCCCAGCGCGCGGUGGAGCGCGAGCGCGAGCGGCUGGAGCUGCUGCAGAGGCUCAAGAGGCAGAGCACGGCGCCCGGGGCGCUGCCGCCCGAGCCACCCUCAGAGGCCCAGCCCCCAAGCCACCCCGCCAGCUUCAACGGGGAGGGGCUGGAAGGCCCCGAGCGCCCCGAGGUGGCUCGCCGGGACAGCGCCCUCGCCGAGAGCCGGCCAGCCAGGAGCGACGUGCCUAUCCAGCUGCUCAGCACCACCAACCAGACCCAGAGGCAGGCGGCCGUGCAGCAGCAGAUCCCCACCAAGCUGGCGGCCUUCACCAAGGGCGGCAAGGACAAGGGCGGCAAGAGCAGGGGCUCCCAGCGCAGUGAGAGUUCCGCCUCGUUCGACCUGAAGCAGCAGCAGCUUUUCUGCAAACUCACGGGCAAGGAGGAGCACGCCCCUCGGAGCCACAGCUCCCUGAGCCCCAUCCGGCGCAGCAGCCACAGAUCCGCAUCCCCCCAAGACUUCUUCGCCCAGGCGCCCAGCCCAGCCGCGGAGGACACGUCCCCCGAGGGCACCCCCUUCCUGCCCGCGCCGCAGCCCCUCACCCCCCUCAACAAGGAAGAAGCGAGCAGAGAAGACGUCAUCUUCUUCUAG
Molecule: messenger RNA, 4044 nt
Organism: Pipistrellus nathusii (Nathusius's pipistrelle)
Lineage: Eukaryota; Metazoa; Chordata; Mammalia; Chiroptera; Vespertilionidae
Source: the annotation of a GenBank genome assembly